GUUAGGAAAAAUGUCUUGCCCAAGGCAUCACAAAUAGUAGUCAAUGUGAGGAUUCAAACCCAGGUCUCCAGCCUCCAAAUCCUGUUCUUUUUCUACAGUGCCAAAAGUUGGAUAAGGAGAAAUGGGCUUUAAUUGCAGCAAGAGGGAUUGGGGCUAGACAGUAAAAAGAACUCCACGGCCCCGAGAUUCUGAGUCACCGGAUCCGAUUGCAGAUGACUGUUCUGGAUCGUCAUGGCCUAGAGAUUUGGAAUCUUUGGACAGACGCCCACCUCCCCACUGGGUGAACUGAGACGGAGGCAGUUUGGCAAAAUCUCUUCUGCUUGGAUCUUACCUUUUCCCACGGAUUCUGAAGUCCAGCAUUUCCUCCAGACUGUCUCUGUCUUGGUUUGGGCCGGAAACUGCCGGGAUCCUCACAGAGCCGGCCUUGGGGAGCACCCACCCAGGUAAACAGACCCUCUGAGAGAGGGCUGACCCCUUCCCCAGAAGAUCUCCUGUAGACAAACUGAAGUCCAGGUUCCAUGCAAGGCCAGCAGAUGUGGAGACUAAGUGCCACACAGGGGGAAUGAUUUGCCCAAGGCCACACAGAGAGUGAGUGGCAGAGGUAAGACUGGGACUGAGGGCUUCUGGCCCUGGCGUGCAGAGCCUUCUAGUGGCUACAUCACGUUUGCCUCUCGGGGCUGGUGUCUGCAUAAGCUUACCUCAGGCUGGGCCCGCCUGGUCCUUGUGUCUCUGCGGCAUCUCCAACGGGGCCCCCAUGGCCUUUGCAGAACUCCUGGAACGUGUUGGCAGCCUGGGGAGGUUUCAGAUCUUUCAGAUCGUCUUUCUGGUCUUACCCAUUGUAUGUCUCACCACUCACAAUCUGCUGGAUAACUUCACAGCAGCCAUUCCCAACCAUCGCUGCUGGGUCCCCUUGCUGGACAGCGCCGCUGCCUCCACCAACGUUACCAGGGGCCUGGAAUCUGAUGCCCUCCUGAGAGUCUUCAUCCCCCUGGACAGACACCGGAAGCCAGAGAGAUGCCGUCGCUUCCUCCGUCCACAGUGGCAGCUGUUGGAACUCAAUGCAUCAACCCCAAACGCGAGCGAGGCGGACACAGAGCCUUGUCUGGAUGGCUGGAUCUAUGACCACAGCGACUUCACCUCCACCAUUGUGUCUGAGUGGAAUAUGGUGUGUGACUGGCAGUUCCUGAAGCCCAUGGCUCAGUCUAUAUACAUGCUUGGCAUUAUGGUUGGAGCCAUUAUAUGUGGUCCUGUCUCUGACAGGUUUGGGCGGAGGCUGGUACUGAGCUGUUGCUACCUGCAGAUGGCCAUCACUGGUACCUGUUCUGCUGUUGUCCCAAAGUUCACCAUUUACUGCUGCCUGCGUUUCCUAUCAGCCUUUGCUGUGGCUGGCAUCAUGAUGAACACUGGGACACUCUUGAUGGAGUGGACAAAAACCCAGGCUCGGGCCAGGGUGAUGACAAUAAAUGCCCUUGGGUUUAGCUUUGGCCAGGCCUUGCUGGCAGGGGUCGCCUAUGCCAUCCGAGACUGGUGCAUCCUCCAACUGAUCAUGUCUGUGCCCUUCUUCCUCUUCUUUCUGUCUUCAUGGUGGCUGGCAGAGUCUGCCCGUUGGCUCAUCAUCACAGGAAAAAUAGAUCGAGGGCUCCAGGCACUCAGGAAGGUGGCAGGGAUGAAUGGAAAGAAGGGUGCUAGAGACACCUUGACCAUCGAGAUUGUGAUAUCCACCAUGCAGGAAGAAUUAACAGUGACCAAGGCCCAGCACUCAACAGUGGAUCUCUUCCGAACCCCUGAGCUGCGCAAGCGGUUUUGUUGCAUGCUUUCUGUGUGGUUCGCCUUUGGUUUCACCUUCUAUGGUGUAGCCCUGGACCUGCAGAGCCUCGGGAGCAAUAUUUUCUUGCUCCAGGUACUCUUUGGGGCCAUCGAUAUCCCAAACAAGAUGGGUGCCUUCUUCACCAUGAACCACCUGGGUCGGCGCCUCACCCAAGCAGGCUCCUUGAUCCUGGCUGGUCUCUGCAUUUUGGCCAACACGGUGGUAUCCCAGGAGCUGCAGACCCUGCGGGUGACCCUGGCUGUGCUGGGAAUAGGGUUCCUGGGCUCGACCUAUACCACUCUUAUUGUCUACUGCAGUGAGCUCUUCCCCACAGUGCUCAGAAUGACUGCAACAGGUGGGGGGCAGAUGGUCGCACGUCUGGGCUCUAUCCUGGGGCCUCUGGUGAGGCUUCUGGGCCAGUUCAACCCUUUGCUGCCCCUGUUCAUCUACGGAGGUGUUCCGGUCAUCACGGGCCUCAUUUCCCUCCUCUUGCCUGAAACCCUCAACCUGCCGCUACCAGACACUAUCCAGGAUGUCGAGAGUGGGAGCCCCAGAACAAAAGGUGCUAAGCCAGGAGAGAGUGCUGUGAAGCUGACGAGGUUGUAGGACAGUACUGAGAGGCCACAGGCCAGGGCAGAGCCAAGCAUGAAGGCUGUCCCU
Messenger RNA from Dromiciops gliroides (monito del monte), 2467 nucleotides. RefSeq names its product solute carrier family 22 member 12-like. Gene Ontology annotation, cellular component: membrane. Lineage: Eukaryota; Metazoa; Chordata; Mammalia; Microbiotheria; Microbiotheriidae. Bases 755 to 2413 code for a protein of 552 amino acids. The record is from RefSeq and is a predicted model, not a curated record. Gene Ontology annotation, biological process: transmembrane transport. The transcript has 12 exons. Gene Ontology annotation, molecular function: transmembrane transporter activity.